UACGUAAAUAGAAAGGCACAUUUGCAUUUUCAAUUCUCUGCCAUGGGAGCUGUGUCAAUAUUGCCUUCAUUAAAAAGUUUGCCUCGGUUCCGAAUUUUAUGCCAUUAAUUUUACUUAGCCUUAAGUAUUCGGUUUUGUUAUGCUUUUUAUAUCUGAGGUAAUGUUAGCGAUCUCCUCAUGCAGGGAUUUUUCCCCAGGUAAAUAAUCAGAAAAGCUGAUUGUGUUCAAACGUUGUACUCACAACUCAUGUCGAAUAUCACGAAUGCAGAUGUACUUUUGAGGGCAAUGCACACAGACAAUGCAAAUUUCACGAGUGAAGAAACAUAACGAGUUUUUCCAGCGUGUUUUAUGUUAUUUCUUAAAAUUCAAAUGUACAUAGAACGUUACCAGAUUUUACAACAGCAUUACAUGCACGCUCGCCUGAAACUACAUCACAACACACAAUUAGUAUUGCGCAUGUACCAGUCACGUUCUUUUAAAACUGUUAAGUUGGUUGACAUGUUUUAAAAUAAAGUUCAGCUCUCUGAUAAAUCAUGUGCAAAAAAUUCAUCUUAUCCGCGAAGUUUAAAAGACAUCUUCAAAACUGAUUUCGAGGACAACUACCCUGCACAGCAUAGUACUGUGUUGGAUGAUUUCUCUACGAGAACGGUCAGGCUUUUAAUUAAGCGAGGAGUAACUUAAGAAUAUUGUCAAGCACGGAAGAAUUUCACUGUCUUUCAGUUGGAAUCAGGUAAAGCUGAUGAAAGGAAAUUUUGUCCCACCUCGCAGUUCAGCAAUUGGAGACGAAUGUUGUGAUACGUCGGAACAUUUCUCUAGAUGGCUAUUGAAGGUCCCUGAAACUCAGUGAUGACUGCUUCAGACAUUGAGGUAGAAUGUGAGAGUCUCGCCGGCAAUGGACAAGACGGUGAUACAACGUGCAGCGAAAGUGACAGUGAAAGGCCAAAAAAGAGAGCUUUCGAGGAGUCGCUGAUAAAGACCAUAAGGAAAGGCAACUUCCUUGAAAUCAGUGAGAAAAUCACACCAAAGGCAUUUACAAAAUGCGAGAAGAACGCUAUGCAGAUGUCAAUGCUGGUGAGUUACGAACUUCGCUCUUUGGCGGACAGGAGGUUACCAAACUUUGAAGAUGAGGAAAAAUUAGCGUCCUCUGUGGAGGAAUUCACUAACUGUCUGAUGAACCCCUUAAAAUCUGACAUAAAGUGCCGUUUACAGUUCAAGCAGUGCUUUGAUGAAGUCAUGGAAACUGCUAUUGAGCUUGGGCAAAAGAAGUUUUUCACCCAUCCAGUAAUUGAUAAUCUUAACAAUGACAAGUGGUAUGGUGAACUUGGUGAAAUGUGGACGCCAUCUUAUCUCAGCAUUGGACGGUGGAAAUGGAUGUUUCUUGACUUAUGGUGUUUGUUUGAUUUGGUCCUAUUUCCAAUUGUUUUCAUUGUCCUUUACCUUAUCCACCUUGGGAGGGCAAAGUGGAGUAACAGUACAGAACGAUGUAAAAUCGACCUUUAUGAGACGUAUCGAGAAUAUUUCACUACACCUUACUUCCUAUUUAUCCGUGACACGUUGAGUUAUCUGGCCUUACUUGGACUCCAUUUGUCCAUUUGUCUCAGUCCAACAAGCGUUGAAUUCAGCGAACAAGAGUGGGCUAUCCUGAUCUUCUUCGUGGGCCGAAUGGUGAUGGAAAUUAAGCAAUUCUGCGUAAUAAAGGUGCAAGUGGGACAAGGAAGUAAAGAUAAAAUUAAAAUCUUUGACUUGAAAGACGCCAACCAGGAAGAGAUUGACGACUUGCUCACAGAGCUAGAUGAACUCCAUCAUCAAAGUGAGAAGCAAAAGGAUAACAAAGUUGAAGUCAAGCGUGUAAAGAAGUGUGCUUCUCCUUGUAAGAACGUAGCGAUUAUUGCUUUAAAGAAAUUGAAGAAGUUUACCAGAGAUACCUGGAACUGUUUGGACCUUAUCACUAUGUUCGUCUACACCUGCACGUUUCUGCUGAGAAUGGUCACGUGGUCUUCAUCCAAAUCAGUGGUAAACAAUCGAUCCCUUGUCAUAGCUGGCUACUUGUAUGGCCUCAAUACUAUGAUCCUCACUUUCAGAGUAUUUGGUCAGGUGAUGGAGACAGUAAAAGGGCUUGGAACCAUUCAAAUCGCCUUGUUCAGUAUCAUCAGAGACAUUGCAACGAUAUUUUGGCAGUUUGUCGCGAUUGUCAUCGCCUUCUCGUUCGCAAUCACGAAAAUGUACAUGUCGGAGAAGUCGUUUAUCACAGAAAAAUAUGAUGGUAUCCCGGUGUGCAGUACGUCUGGACCAACCUGCUGGUGGACCGUGGUAAAACACCUCUGCUGGUCGUUGCUUGGAAUAGCGGAACUGGAGACGCUUGAAUCAGUUGACAGUGCGACGGUGACGCUUGCUCACUUGUUGUAUGGUAUUUUCCUGGUCGUGGGUGUCAUUCUUCUUGUUAACAUGAUGAUAGCUCUUUUAUCCAACACUUACCAGCGUGUGGAAGACAAUUCUUUAAUGGAAUGGAAGUUCAAGAAAGCCAUCACAAUCCAGACGUACAGCUCGUAUGAUCCAAUACCUGUGCCACUAAACCUUGUGUCCAGUCUUGUUAUGGGGGUUUGGUGGUUGUGGAAGAAAUGUAGAAGGUGCUGCAAAGGACAUCCAGACAUCCCGACUUCUGCUGUACGGCACACUAAAGAGCUGGAUGAAGUUAUUGAAAAGCUUCAAACUAGUUAUUUUGCAGCUUAUGGCUUUUCGUUUCCUCAAACAGAGGAAGGGAAGAUGGACCAGUUGUUUUUGGAAGCUGAGGGUAAUCGUCGAAUUGCCAAUCAAACUGCGCAGAGAGCAUUCCUGGCUCGCCAAGAUGUUCUAGCGACAGGCCAAAAGGCGUGGCAUAGCAUGGGUGUAAAGGUGAGGGACUGCCUUCUCCUGUACGAGGGAGUCAAAAGUUGUGAGGUUUGUGAGACUUCUCCACAAUCAACAGCAUCACUAUUGCAUCAUGGUGCCAGAUACGUUUUUCCGUUCUCCAAGGACUUCCCACACUUUGAGGUUCUAGUCCUAGAAACUGGUAGAAACAGGUUUCUCGAAGUCGGCGUGGUGCGAAAGGGAUACGAUUUUCAUUUGAGACCUGGAUGCUAUACUGGUAGCGUGGCCUAUCACGCGGAUGGAAAUAUUGUCGAUGGCGGAAAUGAAGACUUAACAACACGCAGAUUAAUUGAAGUUCCUGUGGUGAAUCGAGGUGAUCUGAUUGGUUGCAUUCUUAAGUUCGAAAUGGAAUCUAACGGCAAGGUACCAGUUGUAUUUUGUUUGAAUGGAGACCAGGUGACAGAUAAAGAGUUGCUGAUAGAGUGUGACAAAACAACAAAACAACUUUACCCUUACGUAGGGAUGGGUCAACACGGAGUUCAAGUGUUAGCCAAGAUGACUUCAGCUGGCAGUGAAGGGGUGGAGAUUCUUGGUCAGAUGGACGUCGUAUCGAGUAACGCUAAGAGCAAGCAGUCAUACGCUGCAGCAAGCGAUGGCAAGAUGGCGGUCAUCCACCGUGAUCUAAAAGACUCAACAGUGCAAUUUCGAAGACUGAGAGAUAAUAUCCUAGCCAAUUUUAGGGAAUUUGAAGAUUUGUUUAAUGAUACUCAAACAGAAUUCACAAGGCUGGCAGGUUUAGAUGUUAAAAAAGAAGGCGAAGACGUCCUGCGUAAGGUAGAUAGGGAAAGGUGUAGACAAACGCUCGCAUGCGCUAACCUGGUAAAGAAGAUAAAGGAAGACUUAGAUGUGCUUAGAGAAAUGACAAAGGACAAUUUGAAACUGAUAACCAAAGCAAUUACAGAGGCAAGGCAAAUGCAUGAAGAACAAUAAGGAAUUUUAAGUACAUACCGUGUUAAGAAGGCAAAGGCACCUUUUGAUAGAGUCCUCAUGCUUUCUUAUAUGUCUGUGGAGUGUUGCAAAUGAGUACUAGUUACUUGCUGAUAACCAGGCAAAAACAUUUUUUCUCUGUCCUACUAAAAACAUGACCGCAUCGCAAAUUAGUCCUAGUUAUUAAUCAUUUUUUCACAUUUCACUUGUCAGUCUUUUAAGAAUUCAAGACGAAUGACUUAUGAAAACAGACCAUAAAAUAAAAUUAGUGACUAAACUAA
Molecule: messenger RNA, 4115 nt
Organism: Orbicella faveolata
Lineage: Eukaryota; Metazoa; Cnidaria; Anthozoa; Scleractinia; Merulinidae
Biological process (GO): calcium ion transmembrane transport; regulation of cytosolic calcium ion concentration
Cellular component (GO): plasma membrane; cation channel complex
Molecular function (GO): inositol 1,4,5 trisphosphate binding; store-operated calcium channel activity
Source: RefSeq, a predicted model, not a curated record